Sardina pilchardus (European sardine) is the source of this 2511-nucleotide messenger RNA. RefSeq names its product synaptobrevin-like 1 (gene vamp7). Gene Ontology annotation, cellular component: membrane; SNARE complex. Gene Ontology annotation, biological process: vesicle fusion; endosome to lysosome transport; exocytosis. The transcript has 8 exons. Gene Ontology annotation, molecular function: SNARE binding; SNAP receptor activity. NCBI's taxonomy places the organism in Eukaryota, Metazoa, Chordata, Actinopteri, Clupeiformes, Clupeidae. The record is from RefSeq and is a predicted model, not a curated record. Bases 139 to 801 code for a protein of 220 amino acids.
UGGAAAGAGAGAAGUUGAAAUGCACAGUAUCGAAACCGUAAAUGUGAGAAACGCCUGAAUUUCGAGGUUGUCUGGGAUUAUUAUAAACAGUUUCAGGCCAGGGUAGGAUCUCCUUCAUCCAUCUCUUUGCUUGUUGCUAUGGCAAUUCUAUUUGCUGUGGUAGCUCGAGGCACCACCAUCCUUGCCAAGCAUGCAUGGUGUGGUGGAAACUUCCUUGAGGUGACUGAGCAGAUCCUGGCCAAAAUACCUUCUGAAAACAACAAACUUACCUAUUCACAUGGCAGCUAUCUCUUCCAUUACAUCUGUCACGACAGAAUCAUCUACCUGGGCAUCACUGAUGAUGACUUCGAACGAUCACGAGCCUUUAGCUUCCUCACAGAGGUGAAGAAGCGCUUUCAGACCACCUAUGGCUCUCGGGCACAGACGGCCCUGCCGUACGCCAUGAACAGCGAGUUCUCCAGCACUCUGGCAGCACAGAUGAAACACCACUCAGACCCUCGGGGGUCCGACCGCCUCACAGAGACGCAGAUGCAGGUUGAUGACCUGAAGGGCAUCAUGGUGCGCAACAUUGAUCUCGUGGCCCAGAGAGGGGAAAAGCUUGAACUGCUCAUCGACAAGACGGAGAACCUGGUCGAUUCUUCGGUCACCUUCAAAACAACAAGCCGCAACCUAGCUCGUGCCAUGUGCAUGAAGAACCUGAAGCUUACGCUUAUUAUAGCAUUGGUGGUCCUGGUUGUGCUUUACAUCAUCGUGUCCGCAGCCUGUGGAGGCUUGAGCUGGCCCACGUGCCUGAAGAAGUAGGGAGAAAAACGCUGAUUGAAAAAGAGGGGAAAAUAAACAACAACAACAACAACAACAAAAGAAACGAGUUAACGUCAAACCUCCACUCUCUCUCCCUGUGGUCCGUAAGGGAAAAAAAAGUAAACGACGACAACAACAAAAAACAACGAAACCACUAUCUCUCAAGAAACAUUUGUAUCACUUGAGCUCCCUACUUCCUUUCGCCCGGUACUCCUCCUCUCCUUCGUCUCAUCCUGCCUGCUCCUGGUUGGAGGAGGAGGUUGAAUACAGUGGUGCCUGAUGCACAGAUGAGGAUGAGGAGCUGUUGUAACACCCCCCUCCCACCCCCACCCCCAUCUCCACACCAGCCAGUAGCAGAGAUGCAGACUCCAUUGUGGCAAAGAAAAUACCUUUUUUUUUUUUUUUUUUCAUGUAAUUUUCCCCCCCUUUGGUGUUCAUGUCAAUGCAGUAAGAUGCAGUUGAGGAUUGACUGACUCACACACAUGACUGACUAGACCCAAAUGUGUUCCUAAUAACUAGUGUUUAAUCUUGAGGUUGAAGUCUGGUUUCCUUUCACGUUACUGAGAAGUGUCAGGAGAUCCCUUGUUCGGGGUCAAGCGAUCACUUGACUUGCUUACUACCAGAGAGCACGUGCACAAGAGAUCGGUUUGUCACUCGUAGUGUCAGAGAUCUAAGUAACAUUGGGUUUCUGCUCAGGAUGGUCACUGUUAAUGGUUAUGGGUGCUCAGAGGUAAAAGAAAGCACACAUGUUCUGUCUGAUUGUUAAUGUUGCCCGUGGCCAUUUUGCCAAUAGGUUUUGAUUUUAGUCAAGUUAAAUAGACUUAUUUUGGAGUCUUGAGUUUGCAACUCUUUACCUACUAAACCUCAUAUGAUUUUUAUAUCAUAAAAUGUAAGGAGCCUUGCUAUUAGUACGUGUAGCCAUCAUUUAUUCCCUUUAGAAAACUGAGUAGGACUGUCUGCCACAGAGCAUUUGUGCCAAGGCACAAGUUAUAACUAUCAAAUUUUAGCUUGUACCGAAAAAAAUAUCUUUGAAGAAAACAAAAAACAGUUUUGUGAAAUAUGCUAAUCAAUGUCCCAAGAGGGCACUGUUCUGAGGUUUCCAUUUUCCGCAUAAUGUGAAUUAAUGUGUUCGGUACAUUAUUCAAACUAUGGGCCAACACAAGCUCCGAAGCCCUGCCAGUCACCUACAGUAUAAUUCAAAAUUCUUGUCUUUUAGAAUUUACAGAGAUAGGCUGGAUAAUAAGCCAGAACGUGUACUCUGUCUGAACCACAGUCUUUUCCAAUCAAUUGUAAAAUUAGGAUGCUUGAUCAGCAUGCAUGAUGGUCGUCCUCUUCAGAACAUUAGAAAUGCUUUCAACACAAGCAUUCUGUGAGAGAUCUCCUUCCGCCCAAUGCCAUUUUACCUUGUUGGCCUGGACUCAUAUUGAGCUUGGCUGUAAGUGCAGGAUUGUCUGUGGCAUUCAAAGACUUAUAUCAGGAGAACACUGGUAAGCCAGAUGAGUUGUUGUCACCAUGGCGACAAGCUCUGUUUGGGUGUUUUGGAGAGAUAACCAUUUUCAGUCGCCUUGUCCCUAUGUUUGUUUGUUUUUCCAACAAUGCACUUUUUACAUUAUUCAUUUUGCUUCCUGCCAUGAUGUCUAUAAUCAUGUAAUUAUUUAAAGAUUGUCUAUCUAAAAUUUUAAAAGAAAAUAAAAAAGUAUAGUAAAUAUG